Molecule: messenger RNA, 854 nt
Organism: Phoenix dactylifera (date palm)
Lineage: Eukaryota; Viridiplantae; Streptophyta; Magnoliopsida; Arecales; Arecaceae
Gene: UBC6
Product: ubiquitin-conjugating enzyme 6
Source: RefSeq, a predicted model, not a curated record
GUUUUUGUCCUCUGCCCAUCUCUUUUUCUCGUCCCCUGUCCCUUAGAAAGGAGAACAAAAGAGUUCCAAAGAACCAAUCUUUCCUCUCUUCUCUUGAGAACCUACCGGAAGGAAGAAAGAAGCCCAUCUCGUCCUUCGAAGAAACGUAGCCAGGAUGUCUUCUCCAAGCAAGCGCCGCGAGAUGGACCUGAUGAAACUGAUGAUGAGCGAUUACAAGGUGGAGAUGGUGAACGAUGGGAUGCAGGAAUUCUAUGUCUAUUUCCAUGGCCCAAAUGAGAGUCUUUAUCAAGGGGGAGUGUGGAGGGUCCGGGUGGAAUUGCCUGAUGCUUAUCCCUACAAAUCUCCAUCCAUUGGCUUUGUUAAUAAGAUUUAUCAUCCAAAUGUUGAUGAAAUGUCUGGUUCGGUUUGUUUGGAUGUCAUCAACCAGACUUGGAGUCCCAUGUUUGAUCUUGUUAAUGUUUUUGAAGUGUUCAUUCCUCAGCUUCUUUUGUAUCCUAAUCCUUCUGAUCCAUUGAAUGGGGAGGCUGCAGCAUUAAUGAUGCGUGAUCGACCUGCAUAUGAACAAAAAGUGAAAGAAUAUUGUGAGAAGUAUGCGAAGCCUGAAGAUGCAGGUGCUCCCCCAGAAGACAAAUCAAGUGAUGAAGAGCUGAGUGAAGAUGAAUAUGACUCCAGUGAUGAGGCGGUGGUUGGCAACCCAGAUCCAUGAGAGCAAGCUUAUUUGGUUGGCUGGUCCCCUUGUACAUGUUUCAGUUUCUGGCAAAGUAGACUGAAUUCUCUGUCAGCUUCCUGUCACUGUAAAUAAAUGUACUCAGGUUAAUGUUAUUUAUAAUGUUCAGUGAUUGAACUUCCGUGCA